This is a messenger RNA of Fusarium poae, 1572 nucleotides long. RefSeq lists its product as uncharacterized. NCBI's taxonomy places the organism in Eukaryota, Fungi, Ascomycota, Sordariomycetes, Hypocreales, Nectriaceae. The record is from RefSeq and is a predicted model, not a curated record. Gene Ontology annotation, biological process: intracellular calcium ion homeostasis. The transcript has 2 exons. The coding region runs from base 1 to 1572 and encodes 523 amino acids. Gene Ontology annotation, cellular component: perinuclear region of cytoplasm.
AUGGCAACGCCAGAGCUGGCCAUCGCAAAGGCCACACUAUCCGCCACGUUAUUCCGCGCUGAUCCGACUUCUCUAAGUCGUCCCUCAGUUGAAGCUUUCUUCUCGCUCCUAACAGACGCCCUCGCCCAGUGCUCGCGCCCCAACGUCCAGAAAUGCAAGGUUUGGAUCGUCGAAAAUGUUGCCCCGUCUACCGCGCGCACCGCUGCGCUUGCCAAGUACUGUGGUGCUUUAUCAAAGAGUUUGCAAGAUGAUGGCUCGCGGCCUAGUCUGAAACGACGCAAACUUCAUAUAUUAUACGUUAUCAAUGAUGUGUUUUACCAUGUCGUAACGCGAAACGGUAACAGCGAAUUUGCGAUACCCUGGGACAACGCUUUGCCCGCACUGAUCGCAAGCGCUGCCGCCUUCGACAAUUGCCCGAAACACAAAAAGAAACUCGAGGAUCUUAUUCGACUAUGGGAUGAACAGCAUUAUGUCAACUCGAAAAUGGUCACAAAGCUCGAAGAAGCCCUCGCCAGCGGUGUUGCUCCACAGACUGCCCAGGAACCGCAAAUCUCGAAUGUUUCUCUAAAGCUUGCCAAAAACGCGCCAUUCACUCUCCCUUCAUUUCACGGCGACCAUUCGGUACCCUGGUAUGACCUGCCUGCGACAACAUGGCUACCACACCUGACUCCAAACUCGACCAAACCAAUGUUUCCCGAUCAAAUUCGACCCAUUCAACUCGCUCCGGGGCCCGCUGAUAAAGCUCUUGUAACUGCUGUACAGGAUCUUUUGGGUGAAGUAGAGCGCAUGUUCUCCAAGGAGCAGAAAUGGGAAGACGACCCCGCCAACGACCUUAACGAGCUUGGAGAACGAGUUGUCCUCGACGAGAUUGCAGGAGAUGUUAUUGGAGGUGAGACGUACUAUGGUUGGUCCCGUCGCUUUUGUGAGAAGAUGAAGGAGAGGAAAAGAAACGGCGGUAAAGGAGCAGACCGAGGUCGUUCAAGAUCACGAAGCCACUCCCGUGGUCGAUCACGAAGCUCUUCACGGCCUGCGCAUAAACGGCCACGGGUCUCAAGAGACUCCAGGAGUCGAAGUCCAACCCGUAGUCGAAGUCGGUCACGUAGCCGCGACCAUGAUCGUAGUCGACACCGACGUCGUACCUCUAGCUACAGCCGAAGUCGCAGUCGAAGCCGUGGAAAGCAGCACGAUCGGUCGAGGCAGCGAUCAUACAGCAGAUCACAGUCCCGCUCACCUUCGAGAUACUACAACAAAGAUGUUCAAGAUCGACCGCAUCGACCUCCUCCGAUUCCGCAACAGCCGCACCAACCCCAUUUCCCUCCUGUUCCUCCACCCGGGGAUUUUCCUCUGCCCCCUCCACCACCAGCUGGUUAUCAGGGCCCCUGGCCACCACCGCCACCUCCUCCACACAUGGCACAAGGUUGGUUCCCUCCCAAUCCUGCUAUGAUGGGGCAGAUGAUGGGAUGGAAUGUGCCCCCACAGCCACCACCACAGAACGGGUAUCAAGGCAGGGGAAGAGGUAAUGGAUUCCGUGGAAGAGGAAGGGGUGGCUAUGAUCGAGGACGGGGAUGGUAG